This is a messenger RNA of Babesia bovis T2Bo, 246 nucleotides long. RefSeq lists its product as uncharacterized. The record is from RefSeq and is a predicted model, not a curated record. The transcript has a single exon. Lineage: Eukaryota; Apicomplexa; Aconoidasida; Piroplasmida; Babesiidae. The coding region runs from base 3 to 221 and encodes 72 amino acids.
UCAUGCUUUAUAUCAUUAAGAUACCCGCACCCAUCUUGGCCAUGAUGUUCCUUAAUACCCUUCUUGCACGUGCUACCACUGUUCCAACACUUCUCUAUCGUACUCCACCCAACGAGUGCACUGAGUACCUGUGCCAGUUGGUCUAUAUAGGUCCGUACCACUGCAGUACCACUAUGGUAGUACUAUGUCAGGACCCCGAACAUCCAUCACUUCUUGACUAAGUGAGUUUCUAAACAUCAAUGGAAC